AUGCCGGAGGGUCCCUCAGUGAGAGUGUUUCACUCUGUUACAUCCCCUUUUGUUGGUAAAGUUGUGCAGAGAGCCUCAGGUAGCACCAAACAAGUGUGUCUGCAACAAUUUGUGAGUCUGAAACUGCAGCACAGUGAAGUGCAUGGCAAAAACCUGUUCCUGAGUUUCACAUCUGCUGGUCAUGGACUGGGAUCUGAUUGUCCGAAAGUAGUGAGAACACAUGGACAGAAGAUACCGGAUCCAGCCCAGAGGCCAGCACUGGGCUCUCCCAGCAAGCAACGAGUGAUGGAAGAUGGCCGCUUGAGAGAAGAGCAGGAGGAGGCGAGGGAAAGCUGUGCUCUGUCCUUGGGGCAAGGCCAGUUGACCCCUCAGCACAAAAGGCUAUGGCUGCGAUUUCACUUUGGGAUGUUCGGGAGUGUCAGAGCCAAUGAGUUUUCGCGGGCAAAGCGUGCCAAUAAGAAGGGAGACUGGAAGGAUCCAUCACCAAGAUUGGUGCUGUAUUUCCCAGGAGGACAGUUUCUUGUAUUCUAUAAUUGCCGGAUUUGUCUCUGUAACAGCCCUCCCUCUGGACAUAGCUGCGAUAUCCUACACCCAAAGUUCAGCAGAAACCUGGCACUUCAGGCUCUACAACGAGCUCAGCCUGUCUGCUACACUCUGCUCAACCAGCAGCUGUUCUCUGGCCUUGGGAAUAUCAUUAAGAAUGAGGUGCUGUAUCUGUCUGCGAUUCACCCCAUGUCUCUGGGCUGUAUGCUCCAUGUUGACCAACUCCAGAAGCUGCUGGACAACGUGAUCCAGUUCAGCCACGAAUGGCUGGACAAGAAGGUGAAAGGCAAAGGCUUAAAGUACCACAUCUAUCAGAGAGAGCAGUGCCCUCAGGGUCAUGCUGUGGAGAGGGCAGACCUGGGAGCACCUCGUUGUCUUCAGCGGCCUACAUGGUGGUGUCCUGUGUGCCAACCUGCAGUGCAUUGA
Molecule: messenger RNA, 969 nt
Organism: Hemiscyllium ocellatum (epaulette shark)
Lineage: Eukaryota; Metazoa; Chordata; Chondrichthyes; Orectolobiformes; Hemiscylliidae
Product: endonuclease 8-like 2
Exons: 4
Coding region: 1-969 (322 amino acids)
Biological process (GO): base-excision repair
Cellular component (GO): nucleus
Molecular function (GO): zinc ion binding; damaged DNA binding; DNA N-glycosylase activity
Source: RefSeq, a predicted model, not a curated record